CACGAGAAGAAUCACGUGUGCUUGAAGCACUGACGCCUGCGCAUCGACAAACUGAAGGUAGGUCCACGUGGACCUGCUAUGAUAUUCCCAGUCAACAAGCAGGGCACGCGUCCUGCGACUCCUGCAUUGCAUUCGUCUGCAUUAUCACGCUGAUUACGAGAAGCAUUCCCCAUCUCUAACGUAUUUGCACAGCUUACGGGGCAACUUACGGUAAUAUUUCGUGUGCGACCAUUGCGGAUCACUUCCUUCCGUCUUUCGUUCCGAUCUUCCAUAGUCCCCUUUCGCUAUCAAUACGCUCGUUACGAAUAGUAAUUCCUAACUUUAGCAACCAUGAAGCGCGACGUGGCGGAAUCCCCCGUGUCGUCGUGGCAGUCGGAGCCGGACGACGAUGCCAUUCUCGACAGCAUCGACGACGUCAUGUGGGGCGAACUGCGAGGUCUGUCGCCGCCUUUGGAUGCCAUCCGAUCCGCCAGUCCUGCCCACAGUCCGGCAUUUCGUCUCCAGUCAGAAUACAACCCCAUCCACGGAGAAGACCAGGACCAGCAGCACCAGCUGUCGACCACUCUCCAGUUCGACAUGAACCCGUCGCAAUUCGACGCGAUCUGGGCGUCCCACGCAGCUCCAGCGAUGGCGAUGCCCAUAAUGGACACGCCCAUAUCACCGCCGCUGACCUGGACGAGCGUCAAGUCGGAGCAAAUGCAGUGUGACCCACCGAAUCCCAGUGCCAUGGAGAGACGAAGACAGAAGAACCGCGACUGUAUGCGUCGAGCAAGACAGCGACAGCGAGAUGAGCUGAACGAUAUGAAGGCCACAGUGGCCAGACUGGAGCAACAAUACGCACAACUGAGCUUACAGUCCACACAGAACACGCAGAACCAUGGAGCUCUAGUUACCAGAAUAGUUUCGGAUUAUUCCGAAGCGGUGGAGUUGUCCAGAAGGCUUGGAGCUGAGAAUUUAUAUCUCAAGGCUGAAAUUCAACAAAAAGCAGAGUGGAAGAUCAAUUUAUCUAGGAUUUUACAGUCUACAAUGGAAGUGGAUGGACCCAGAUGGGCGCAGCAGUUCCAGCAGCCGUCACUAGGAGGAGAAGCAGUGUUGAGGAUGAGACUGGAUGAACGGGAUCAGUUCGAAGCGAGGGAGGAGUUUGGCUUCCAUCCAUUGACCGAUUUGGGCUUAACUCAAGUGAUUUUGGAAAACAGACGCACCAUCUCGCGUGUCCAGAGUCGUCUGUUGGUUCCGUCGUCGUUUGAUACGGAUGAUGGCGCUAGAACGAGGAGGAUGCAGGUCUUUGGGUGGGAUAUGGUGCAACGAGUGCAUGGAAAUAUCAUGGAAUGCGUUUUUACCAAAACGUUUCGUGGUUUAAACGUGGCGCAACUCAUGCAAAAGACGUGGGCAAAUGACAUGCGACUGGGUGAAUUUAAAAAGGUAAAGGGCGAAACGAGUCGCUUAGAGGUGCUGCAACAAGUGAAUCCGAACGCCUAUGUGCUAGUUAGAGAUGUCAUGUCCCCCACGGAAGACAUCUCGACUUUUCGCUCAGUUUUCGUACGAUUUUUGAUUGAAACCAGCAAGAAAAUCCCACUAUCUAGAGCCUCAUCUACACCCACGUGUAUCGAUGCGAGUGCUCCGUCGACGCCGCCACAAUACGCAGAUUCGGAUUCUGAUUCGGAAGAGCUGAUGCUGGAUGCUUCAGGAUACGUACUUGGAACUCAGAGCAUUGACACGGAUUAUUCAAGAAAUCCACGUGAAGAAGAUAUCCGAAACAAAGUGGCGUGGGCGCAUUUGUCGCUAUCAAUCGAGUUUUUGAACGUUGUGAAUCCCGUCACGGGCGAAGAAUACCAGCAAUUGCGGUGGAGCGGACGAACAGAUUAUUGCGGACCGGAACACGCACAUCGCAACGCCAGUGAUAUGAUGCAGGGAAUGUUGCGCUGGGAAAGGUUGGUUAUCGCCCCAGUGUUGAAUUUAGUGUCGAUAGAGUGAACCUCAAUAUUUAUCCUUUUUUUUGGUUUACAAAGUCGUGGUUCGCC
Phytophthora nicotianae INRA-310 is the source of this 2021-nucleotide messenger RNA. RefSeq lists its product as hypothetical. Gene Ontology annotation, biological process: regulation of DNA-templated transcription. The record is from RefSeq and is a predicted model, not a curated record. The transcript has a single exon. Lineage: Eukaryota; Oomycota; Peronosporomycetes; Peronosporales; Peronosporaceae. The coding region runs from base 331 to 1974 and encodes 547 amino acids. Gene Ontology annotation, molecular function: DNA-binding transcription factor activity.